UUAUGAGGGUUUAAUAAAAUUUGUUAUUCCUCCUUGUGUUGAUUUUAAAUUCAAUAUUUCAGAUUAUUGUUAAUAUAAUUUGUAUAUACAACAUUGAAAGAAUGUUGCAAUAUUUCAGAUUAUUCAGUGGUUUAAGAUUACAAUCAAAACAAGUUUUCAGAACAAUCCCUGUUUGUUUAUCUUCAAAGGCAAGCUCUCUCGAUUACCAAAAUUGCUAUAGCAAUGAUGAAUUAGAAAAGAUUCUUAACAUUAUCAAUCAUUGUUCGGAACAAGAUUUGAGCACGUUUGAUAUAUCAAAACAAAGGCUGAAGAAAAUAGAGAUAAGAAAGCAGAAACAAGGAGAAUUUACAACAGUUGAAGAUAUUCUAGAGCUAGAUGGAUUUGGAGCGAAAGUUUUAGAAAAAUUUUGCAACAGUAUUUUGAAACAUUCUUCUGAUCAAACUUUAAAUGAUCAGAUUUCGUCAGCUUCCAAAGAUGAACAAUUUUCAUCAGCCGAAUCAAUAAUGAAGAAGAAACAACAAUUUGUAACUCCAGUUAUUCAAGAAAACUCCAGAAAAAAUAUCAAAACAUGUGUUUCUUUUCAUUUUGACUCUAAUUGUAUUGCGUGGACAAAGCUAGGUUUAAUGGAAACCAGCGACGAUGUUAAACCUAUUUCAGUCCAGGAAUGGGACAGUUUUGAGAUUAGCAAUGAUAAUAGAAAGAGAACAUUGUCAGAACUCAUUCAAAUACUUAUUUAUCUUAAUACCAAAAUUCCUCAUGCUGACGCUUACGUCUUUGAAGCUCAAAGAUCGAUUCAAGCAGCAAAGCAACCCGGAAGCAUAAUUCAGAUGAAUAUCAAUCUUCAAAAAUCGCAAAUUCACGCGAUGUUAAGUGUAUUGAUGGCAUCACGAGGAAACGUCAAAUACUCAAUUGUUGACGAUAAUCUCGAAAAUCAAUUAGAACAUUCAAAGUUUCUAAAUGAUCAUCUAACAAUUUACUUCCUUAAAUCAUUUCUAGCAUCUCGUUUGUUUAAUGUCUACAUUGGUAAUGAAAGAGUUUCGACCGAACAUAUUGUCAAUGACAUUUUGCGUUAUAAUUAUGAUAAAGAACAGCCAAAAAAUCAUUUAUUUAAUUCAAUUGAUGUUUCACAACAAUUACGAGAGUUAUACAACGACAGUAAAAGAAUUGAGAAAGAUUACUUAGGACAAUCAUUUCUUAUCGGUUUAACGUUUAUGAAAUUGUGUAUUUUGAAAUGUCCACAAAGCAUGUCUCAGUUGAAUAAAAGGGAAAAAUAA
Molecule: messenger RNA, 1274 nt
Organism: Clunio marinus
Lineage: Eukaryota; Metazoa; Arthropoda; Insecta; Diptera; Chironomidae
Source: the annotation of a GenBank genome assembly